This is a messenger RNA of Dentiscutata erythropus, 737 nucleotides long. The record is from the annotation of a GenBank genome assembly. Lineage: Eukaryota; Fungi; Glomeromycota; Glomeromycetes; Diversisporales; Gigasporaceae.
AUGUCAAAUGAAUUAUAUGAAACGCUAUGUGAAUUUCUUGUUAGUUCUCCUUUAAAACAAAUUUCCGUUGUACCAGUGGUAUAUAAAGCAAUAGCAAAAGAUCCAUGGGCUUCUCAAGAAAUAUUAAAAGACUCAAUCAAACAAGCCAUCGAAACCACUGUGAAAAAAUUUUCAAAUAACUCGCAACGGUAUAAAAGACUUAUUAAAAUUCCUCAACAGGUUGGUGUUUUUUGUAUAGAAAGAUGCUUAAUGAUAUGGAAUGAUGAAGGUGCAGAGUUGUUCGGUAUUGCUUAUGAAGGUGUGCGCAGUUUAUGCGAUAUGGGUGUAAUAAAAACAAAAAAAGAAAAGGAACUCAGUCCAGAACAAAUUAUGAACAACAUAUCAGAAUUGAAAUCAAAUCUUUCAAACUCUCCUUCAUUACUUCAUAAAGAAUUAUAUAAAAACCUAAAGAAAGUGUCUUACCAUGAUCUAAAAUGGAAGGAUUAUCUUGCUAACAAAAUAAUUAGCGAUGAUUCUGAAGCCGUAAAAAAUUUAACUGAUAAUUAUGAAACAUUUAUGGAACCUAAGCAUCAAAUACUCCCUCCCACAUUGUCUUUUAUUCAAGGAAUGUGUGAUAGAUUUGUGUCGAGGUUUACUGAACUUCAGGAAUAUUAUCCGGCAAUAUUAAUGCAUGAUAAGACUUGGAAAGAAUCAGAUGAUAUUCUUUCAGGAAUUGCAGAAGAAGUUCUUAAAGUCUU